Aedes albopictus (Asian tiger mosquito) is the source of this 1108-nucleotide messenger RNA. RefSeq names its product cuticle protein 8-like. The transcript has 2 exons. Gene Ontology annotation, cellular component: extracellular matrix. Lineage: Eukaryota; Metazoa; Arthropoda; Insecta; Diptera; Culicidae. The coding region runs from base 366 to 1004 and encodes 212 amino acids. The record is from RefSeq and is a predicted model, not a curated record.
GUGGUUUUUCGAUGCAGGGCAAUCAAGAGAGGUUGUCUGCCUUAAUGCAACCGGUUUACUUCUUGCAUGCAGACAAGCAUGUCUCAAAAUAAGUUCCAAGGGGCGGCGAAUUGCGCAGUGCAUGUGGAGGAUGAUAGAUAAAAUGGAAAUCCGAAAAUAAUUUUCGCGGGUGUGUUUUGAAGGCUGGUGCGGAGGCUCGUUUCUGCAGAGAAAGUUGAACGCCGUCACCAAGGGCGGCCGGAUACUGUAAAUGGGUGCAAAUUUCGUUGAGGAAAAUUCUUUCUGCGUUCAGUAUAUAAGUGAAGAAAUCGUUAUCCUUAGUAUCAUUCAGCGAGAAUAAGUUCUCCAGUUAAGACAGACUCGUAAUGGCAUUCAAAUUUGUUCUAUUGGCCACUUUGGUCGCUGCUGCCAGCGCAGGAUUAAUCCCGGAGCAUGGUUAUGCUUCGUCCCAUCAGACCAUUCAGCAUCAUCAUGCCGCUCCAGUUCACCAUGUAGCUGCUGUUCAUGCUGCUCCAGUGCAUCACGUGGCCGCUAUCCAUGCUGCUCCAGUCCAUCACACCAUCGUGAAGGAAGUCGAGCACCACGCUCCAGCCAACUACGAAUUCUCCUACUCCGUCCAUGAUGAACACACCGGAGAUAUCAAGAGCCAGCAUGAGACCCGUCAUGGAGAUGAAGUCCAUGGACAAUACAGCCUGAUCGAUUCCGAUGGACACCAUCGUAUUGUUGACUACCACGCCGAUCACCAUUCUGGAUUCAAUGCCGUCGUUCGUCGUGAACCAACCCACGUCAAGGUCGCCCAACCGGUGCACAAGGUCAUUGCUCAACCGGUGCAUAUUGCCACCCAUGCUGUUGCUCCAGUGCAUCAUGCCACCAUCUCGCACCAUCAUGCUGCCCCAGUUGCUCACAUCUCGCACAUUGCCGCCCCGAUUGCUCACAGCGCUCACCAAACCGCUUCGGUGACGCAUCAUGGACUUUCUCACUACAGCACUGGUCAUCAUUACUAGAAUGAUUUCGCUAUGAAAUUAAACAUUCAACCCGACAACCUAGAUAAUGAAAUAGGCGAUUUUUCUGUUGUGUAUAGUACAAAUAAAGACGUUUUAUAAGAGAA